AUGCCAUUAGAAUAUCAUAAACAGAUAUUUGAAACAUGUUUAUCAAACGAUGGUUUAGUUGUAAUGUCAAAGGGCUUGGGAGUACAACAUGUGAUAUUGGCAUUUCUCAAAGUGUAUUGUGACUCUGACAAGUUGGUGUUGUAUGUCGAUCCGUACAGCGAGUCGUUGCAAGAGUCGUAUUGCUACUACAAUGAAAAGCUACUGCAGUUUGGCGUAAAGUAUGCUAAUCUGCCAACCUUUCUCAAACAAGAACUGGUGGGUGCGUCCAAGUACCGCGACGGAGGUGUCUACUUUGGCCCAGCAGCAACGUUUAUACUCGACAUGUUGAUGAACAGAAUACCAACCGACCACAUUGCCGGUAUCAUUGUCGACAAUGCGCACCGUAUCGAUGACUUGUCACCCGAGGCAUUGCUCUUGUCACUUUUCAAGAUGCGAAAUAGUCGUGGAUUCAUAAAGGCAUUUUCAUCAGAUGCUGCAUACAUUACAUCGUCGUAUGCGUCGUUUGGAGACAUUAACAACUUGCAACGACUAUUAAAGCUUCUUCAAGUACCACGUGUCUAUUUGUGGCCACGAUUCCAUCUUGCCGUGGCAAAUGAAUUGGAUACGGAUAGUAUUGCUGGUGGCGCAGUUGCAGACAAUCGACUGAUCGAGUUGACCAUCCCAAUGACAGAGAGUAUGAUCAAGAUUGAAAAGGCACUGACCAACACGAUCGAAAAGCUAAUGGGUGACAUUCGUUCGAAAAACAAACAUGUAUUGGAAAAGCAUAGGAUGACAUUGGAAGAUGGCCUAUUUAACAGCUUUGACUCGAUGGUACAGUCUUGGGGUGACAUUGGAUGGCACACCAAGCAAAAUCUAAAUACCAUCAAAAUACUUAGGAAUCUAACAACCCUCCUUGUGAAAUAUGAUGGUGUAUCUUUCCUCAAAUUUCUAGAAACUCUACGAGAUGUAGAUUCUUCUUAUAAUAAUCCAGAAGAUGAAUAUAGUUGGAUUUAUACAAGAGAUGCUGAACAUUUAUUUAAUAGUGCAAAAGAAAGAGUUUAUAUAGAAUCAAAAUUAGAAUUUAAAAAGAAAAAAGGAGAUAGUGGACAAAAAGUAGAUGUUUAUAAAAGAGAAUUGGUUUUGGAAGAGAAUCCAAAAUGGCAUUUAUUAUAUCAAGUUAUAAAAGAAAUUGAAGAUAGCAAGAAGGAAACUGGAAUAGAACCAGAGACAAUAUUAGUAUUUGUAAAAGAUGAAAGAACAUGUACACAAUUACAAGAGUACCUUGAUUUGGGUGGUUAUGGAAUGUUGUUAAAGAAAUAUGAUCGAUUGUAUGCUCCGACACCACCCGAAUCAACCAAUUCUAGUAUUUAUACAGGUGGUAAUUCGAGUUGGGCUGGUGCCAAUCGUAGAAAACGAGGUGGUGCUGGUGGAAAAUCAUAUAGUAAAAGAGCAAGUGAAUCAUCGAGAAAACAAAAAAUAACAGAAACCAAUAUGCGAAAGAAAAUGAAUAUAAAGGAUGAAACCAAUGCAACGUUGUUUUCAAUGGGUGUGUCGGUGGUUGGUGGAGCGGGUGGUUUGUCCAUCUCCAAUCCUAGAAUAGUAGAGGUCAAUGGAGACAAUCAAUCCAUCGACAUUGAGCAGAUCGACGAUAUCUACUCGGUACUUUCACCUCCCCACAUUAUCAUCCAUCCCAUCGAAUGGUCGGGUAAUAUCCUCGAAGAUGCGACACCACAACACAUUAUCAUUUACGAUGCCGAUGUCACCAUCAUCCGUCAAAUUGAAGUGUUUCGUGCCGAGAACCCUCACAUGACUCUGUUUGUCUAUUUUUUACUCUAUUCCGACUCGAUAGAGGAAAGUAAAUACAUUUCUAUAUUACGUCGUGAAAAGGACGCAUUUGAACGACUCAUUAGAGAAAAGGCAUCUCUGAUUGACCUCAGUGGCGGUUUAAACAAUACGACCAUCACCACGGAAAAAGAACAAGAGGUUGCAAGGAUUAAAAACAUCACCGAGGAAGAAUUGGAAAUGCUCCCGAGUGCCAAUACGAGCUCGCGAGCCGACAGCAGAACAGGAGGUGUUGUCAAAUAUAGGUCGGCGUUGCGUAGAGGACAAGGUACCAAGAAAAAGGUGGUGGUCGACAGUUUUGAAUUCAAGAGUAGUUUGCCGGUCGCACUUCACUUUGGCGAGUACCAAAUCAUCCCGCUGCGUCUCGUCACUGGUGAUUAUGUCAUCUCGCCAUUAUACUGUAUUGAAAGAAAGAGCAUAUCCGAUUUGAUCGGCUCGUUUGGGUCGGGUCGUCUAUUCCACCAAAUCGACCAGAUGGGUCGUCACUAUACCAACCCGAUUCUCCUGAUCGAGUUUGACGCACGUCAACCAUUCAUGCUACACACACAAGAAGAACUCAAUCUACCGUAUAUUUCACAGGUUGCUCUGUCGAGCAAGCUCAUGAUGCUCUCUCGUGCCUUUCCAAAGAUGCGAAUCAUUUGGGCGCGAAGCUCACGUUCUACAGUGGCCGUGUUUGACCGACUCAAAGAAAAUGGCCCUGAACCUGACCCCUCCAACAUUAACGUCUUGCCCGAACCCUCUGCCAACAACUCGGAAUACAAUUAUGCACCACACGACGUUCUCAAAAAACUACCCGGUAUCAAUGAAUCCAACAUUCAUUUUGUACUUGACGGUGUUAGAGAUCUUCACCAUCUAUCUCAAAUGUCAAAAGAUCAACUAUCAACUUUAUUACAUUCUGAAACUGAUGCAGCUUUACUUUAUGCUUUUUUAACUCAAGAUCAUAUUUCUUCAAAAAACAUUAAUAAUCAAAAUAAUCAAAAUAAUAAUAAUAAUGGAAAUUAUAAAAGGAAUUGGUCAAAUAGAAAGAAAUAA
Molecule: messenger RNA, 2853 nt
Organism: Cavenderia fasciculata
Lineage: Eukaryota; Evosea; Eumycetozoa; Acytosteliales; Cavenderiaceae
Gene: ercc4
Product: DNA excision repair protein 4
Exons: 3
Coding region: 1-2853 (950 amino acids)
Biological process (GO): resolution of meiotic recombination intermediates; double-strand break repair via homologous recombination; nucleotide-excision repair involved in interstrand cross-link repair
Cellular component (GO): nucleotide-excision repair factor 1 complex
Molecular function (GO): single-stranded DNA binding; damaged DNA binding; single-stranded DNA endonuclease activity
Source: RefSeq, a predicted model, not a curated record